Molecule: messenger RNA, 1850 nt
Organism: Lonchura striata (white-rumped munia)
Lineage: Eukaryota; Metazoa; Chordata; Aves; Passeriformes; Estrildidae
Gene: RIDA
Product: reactive intermediate imine deaminase A
Cellular component (GO): cytosol; mitochondrion
Molecular function (GO): deaminase activity
Source: RefSeq, a predicted model, not a curated record
CUGGCGCCAAGGGGAGGGAGCGCAGGGGGGCGGCCCCAGCACUUAGUGCAGCUUCAGCGCCGGCUCCAGCCAUGGCCUCGCUCGUGAAGAAAAUAAUCAGCACUACCAAGGCCCCUGCACUGGGUCCCUACAGCCAAGCCGUGCUGGUGGACCGGACAAUGUAUAUUGCAGGGCAGAUAGGGCUGGAACCUUCCACUGGGCAGCUUGUCUCUGGAGGGGUAAAGGAGGAAGCCAAGCAGGCUCUAAAAAACAUGGGAGAAAUCCUGAAAGCUGCAGGCUGUGACUAUGGCAAUGUUGUGAAGACUACAGUUUUGAUGGCAGACAUGAAGGACUACAAUGAUAUUAAUGAUAUUUACAAACAAUUUUUCAAGGCAAACUUCCCAGCCAGAGCAGCCUAUCAAGUUGCUGCUUUGCCGAGAGGGGCCAGAGUUGAAAUUGAAGCUAUUGCCAUUCAGGGACCUCUCCAAGAUGCUUCAGCAUGACUAUAAGUAGAGACUGGAUAUCUUACAAUGACAGUUUUAGAUUUAGUUAAUACUUCCUUACAUCCAAUUCCUACAGCUGAUUAACAGCAGUUACACACAGCUUAAAUCAGUAAACUUACUGAGGAGAGGUGCUUUCUUCAGGACUUACAGUGAGUUCUCUGCUGGCAAACUCUGAAAAGUGCCUGAGUCCUGCUAAAAUCAGCUGAGCCAGAUUGUAGGACAGGACCUGCCCUUUGUGGAGGUGACUGGAUAUUCAGGUAUUAAGGUACAUACCUGGGUGAAUGUAUUAGAGUUAUACUAUGGGUGAUCUGGACGCAGAAAACUAUAUUGAUUUGUAAUAGUAGGUUUUUAGUAAAAAAAUUUAAAUCGGAAAAAAAUAACAAAUGAGAAAACAGAACACUUGAAUUGCUUAGCAUACAUCUUCACUUCUGAGGAAUUUUCCUGUAUUUGCUUCCGAAUUUUCUUAACUUCUUUCUUUACACAACAGAUUACUGUUGGGACUCAGAUGUUUUCAUAUGUAAGCAACUGCUUAACAAAGUUAAUAUUGAUUUCAGAAAGAAGACAAUUACAAUUUUCUGAAGUAAAGUGGUACCCUUAUAAAUCAGAUUAAAAUUAAUAUCUACAUGUAACCUUUCUCAUGAUCUUUUUCAUAGCAAUUCAGCUUUAUCUUGAUUUAAAAAAAAUAAAAAUUAAAAUAUGUUUAAUGAGAUUAAAAUAUAAUUGCAACUGCAAAAAUGUGUUUGUCUAUUAUGGGAACAAACUUUUCUUUUCCUGAUUAUGGUUUGAUACUCCAUUACAAAAAAAGUCUCCAGCUUGCUUAUCCAAUAACAGAUAAUUUGAACCAAAAGAAUAGGCUUAUUAUCUACAUCUUAUAGCUAAGGAUGAAAUUCUCCAGGACAGGAAGCUUUCAGCUACGACCAUUACAGUUCUUGUAAUUUUUUCCUCAGUCAUUAAGGUCAGAAGCAUAGAUUUGAUGGAGUGAUUAAUUAAUAUUAAGAAAUCCAACUGGUGAUGCUAGUUACUUAGCCCAUCCUUCUGUAUUGAUCUUCUAUCGAGUAGAAAUGGAUACUGUGAGAAUAGUCAGCCCUACUUACCAGUCCUAGAUUUGAUGUGAAACAGCCAUUCCUUCUUUUCACUGAGCUUAUAAACUGCACCGUUAUAGAACAAAGAUUCAUAAUGAGGUUGUCACAGAAAAUAUGUGCAGAUAUAAGGAUUUUUUUUUAUUGUAUUACCUUGCUUUCUUUGGGGGAUAAUUAUUUUUAUUAGAAGCAAGAUAAUGCCUUUGUUAUUUCAAACAGCAAACUUCCAAACAGCCUUUGAAAAAUACCUGACUUUUCUCUAAAUAAACUUCCUAUACAUAAACUUUGA